AUGUCUGUGUGUGUGUCCGCGUGCCGGAUGUGGUGGCCAUCGGUGGUGGCGAACGGCAUCCGAAUGAAUGGAUUCAAUGAAAUAUGUCAAAACUCUUCGUCUACUGAUAAUGACUUAGCGUUUACUUCGCAAGACUUGAACGAUUUGGCCAUAAGAAUAGGCGCCGAUUUAGGUCUUCCGGAUAUUAAUGACAUCCAUGUGGUGGACGAGUCCGUCAAUCACGACAUUCUGGCGAAUGUGGAUCAGAGUCAAGAGCACAUGAACCGCGAAGGGGACAUAGAUAUGGACACCAUUGUGAUCGAGACGAUCAAUGAGGUGGACAUGAGUGACGCCAUUGUCUUCGGCAAUGUGGGCAACGAUGUGACCAUUAGUUCCAGCAAUCCGUUCGACAGACAAAGUAUUGGUUCAUUUGUUUAA
This is a messenger RNA of Oppiella nova, 417 nucleotides long. The record is from the annotation of a GenBank genome assembly. Lineage: Eukaryota; Metazoa; Arthropoda; Arachnida; Sarcoptiformes; Oppiidae.